This is a messenger RNA of Malania oleifera, 3267 nucleotides long. Its product is annotated as putative phospholipid:diacylglycerol acyltransferase 2. The record is from RefSeq and is a predicted model, not a curated record. Gene Ontology annotation, cellular component: cytoplasm. Gene Ontology annotation, biological process: lipid metabolic process. The coding region runs from base 762 to 2828 and encodes 688 amino acids. The transcript is spliced from 6 exons. NCBI's taxonomy places the organism in Eukaryota, Viridiplantae, Streptophyta, Magnoliopsida, Santalales, Ximeniaceae.
UGAAUUCAGGACCACGGUGCAGACGAUUUGGGCAUCAGUGAUUUCCGUAGCGUGUCCUUUUCCCGAUGAUUGGGGGGCAGGGGGUGGGGGGUGAGAUCACCGCCAUCCCUGCCUUUGGACUCCUCUUUUGUCUAUCAUUUAAUUCAAAACAAACGUGACCCAUCUCUCUCUCGAUCAAUUUCAGACGAAAGAAGCAAAUGGUUUUCGUUUUGCUGCACCCGAUAGAGAGAGGGGUAUGUGAAAAGAAGCAUUCACGUGAUCAAGGCAAGCGUCACAGGAAAUACCCAAUAAAGGCAAAGCAUACUUUAGAUGGUUCAACGUAAAAUGCAAAUGUUAUGGCGAAAGGCCGUAGAGUUAGCUUUGGACCUUUCAGCAUUUAGGCCAUCGCCAUCCGGUUCAUGUUCCACGACUGGUUUGCUCUAAAACUCUUAAACCACUUUUCGUCGAUUGUGCAGAGCCUGGUUAUCUUUUUGUUUUUGAUGUUAUCAACUAUAUCAAGUGCUUGUUUUUUCGGCUCAGAGACUUUUUCAUUAACAUGGCUGCCUUUGUUGUAGGGGCUAAACCAAUCCAGCCACCCUUUUCUUUUCUUUUUUAAAGUUUUUUUUUAGCUAUGAGCUGCAUUCAUUGCUUUCUCUGCACUAUAAUUUUCGACUCCAUAGCCAUAUAUCUAUUCAUCUCUCAUCCUCUCCUUUAUCCUUAGGGAGCUGUUAUAAUGUACCUUGUGUUUUGAUUGCUAGACUUUUAAGUUAAUUUGGCGCAAAAUGGCUUCUAUUCUUCGGUUCGGUAAGCUAUGGCAUGUAGAGCCAGCGAAUUGUUCUUCGUUGAUAGUUGGGUCAUUUGAAGCCCCUCAAACUAAUAAGAAGACUGUUGUUUCCACUGUUAAGAAUGCAGCAGAAAAGCCCAAUAAUAGAAAAAGAAGGCAGGCCAAAGAAUGGAAUUGUAUUGAUUCUUGUUGUUGGGUGACUGGUUGUAUCUGCACUUCUUGGUGGAUACUCCUGUUCUUGUACCAAAGUUUGCCGGCCACUCUUCCUGGCUUUCAAGUGCCUGAGCAGCCCGGGGCAAGGCUGAAGCGUGAAGGCUUGACAGCACUACAUCCGGUUGUUUUAGUGCCUGGCAUUGUCACUGGCGGGUUAGAACUUUGGGAAGGCCAGCCGUGUGCGGCAGGUCUGUUCCGUAAGCGCCUCUGGGCUGGUAGCUUUGCUGAAAUCUUUAAGAGGCCUAUGUGUUGGUUGGAGCACCUAAAGUUGCACAGUGAAACCGGGCUUGACCCACCAGGCAUUCGAGUUCGGGCAGUUCCAGGGCUGGUUGCGGCUGAUUAUUUUGCUCCUGGGUAUUAUGUAUGGGCUGUGCUUAUUGAAAAUUUAGCACAAAUUGGUUAUGAGGGGAAGAAUUUGCAUAUGGUUGCUUAUGACUGGAGGCUAUCUUUCCAGAAUACAGAGAUACGAGACCAAGCUCUAAGUAGAUUGAAGAGUGAAAUAGAGCUCAUGUUUGUAACAAAUGGCCACAAGAAAGUGGUAGUUGUGCCUCAUUCUAUGGGGGUUAUCUAUUUCCUCCAUUUCCUUAAGUGGGUUGAGUCACCUCCUCCCAUGGGGGGAGGUGGCGGUCCAGGUUGGUGUGCAAAGCACAUCAAAGCAAUCAUGAACAUAGGCCCAGCAUUUCUUGGUGUUCCAAAAGCAGUUAGUAAUAUACUCUCCACUGAGGGCAAAGAUAUAGCUUUUAUCAGAGCUAUGGCUCCAGGUGUUUUUGAUCCUGAUAUUCUCCCUUUUGAAGCCCCUCACCGCAUCCUGCGGGUAUCACGGACUUGGGAUUCCAUCAUUUCACUGUUGCCAAAAGGAGGAGAGACAAUCUGGGGUAACUUGGAUUGGUCUCCGGAAGAACCUUAUGAUUGUGUUUUGGCAAGGAAAAAAAAUAUGCAGCCUUCUUUGGCUGACAAUAGUAUGAACAACAGCGAUGGGAAGGUAGCAUUUCAAGUGAAGGAGCUUGUAAAAUAUGGAAGAAUAAUCUCUUUCGGCAAGACAGCUUCUCAGUUAGCUUCUCCAAAGCUCCAUACUCUUGAUUCAAAGCAGGAAUGUUUGAAGGCAAAGAUCUCCACUAAUCUCAACACAUCAUGUGAAGAGGUGUGGGCCGAAUAUGACGAGAUGAGAAGGGAAAGUAUUCGGGAUGCUGCAGACAAUAAAGCUUACACGGCUAGAACUCUUCUUGAUCUACUCCGCUUUGUGGCUCCCAAAAUGAUGAGAAGAGCAGAGGCUCACUAUUCUCAUGGAAUUGCUGAGAACUUGGACGAUCCCAAAUACACCCACUACAAAUAUUGGUCCAAUCCACUGGAGUCCAAGUUACCUGAUGCUCCGGAUAUGGAGAUCUACUGUUUAUAUGGGGUUGGAAUUCCUACGGAAAGAUCAUAUGUGUACAAGCUAUCACUGUUGUAUAAGUGCAAGAAUAUUCCUUUCAAGAUUGACACCUCUGCUGACGGGAGUGAGAGCAGCUGCUUGAAGGAUGGAGUUUAUUUUGUGGAUGGUGAUGAGAGCACACCAGUUCUGAGUGCUGGGUUUAUGUGUGCCAAAGGUUGGAGAGGGAGAGGGAGGCGGAGGAGCCGCUUCAAUCCUUCUGCCUCUGCUACAUACAUAAGGGAGUUCCAGCAUGAGCCACCUGCAAGCUUUCUUGAGAGGAGGGGUCAACGGAGUGGUGCUCAUGUCGACAUCAUGGGUAACGUUGCCUUGAUUGAGGAUAUACUGCGUGUUGCUGCUGGUGCCACUGGUGCAGAGUUGGGAGGUGAUAGAAUUUAUUCCAAUAUAAUGAGAAUGUCUAAGAGGAUAAAUCUUCGGCUGUAAUUCCAUUAUUGCCACGAUGAUCUUCAAGGAACUGAGAUCGGCCACAGGGGGUUAAGAACUUAAGAGAGACAGAGAAAGAGGACUAACAACAGAGUUAUAGGAUUAAGAAUCAGCAAAACUGACCAUUUCUCUCAUAACCAUCAUCCAAGAGAAAAAGGCUGUGGAGCUCAUGAAGGCCUUGUUUGUAUUAAAAAAAAAAAAAAAACUCUAAAAGGUGUGAAAAGGGAAAAUAGUUGAGCUGGUUGGAAGCUUAGCUCUUAGCAAAGUGGGAAGUUCCAUUUAGAAAGUUACUGACAUGCUGGUGGCUCAGCUGGUAAAGAGCAUAUGGAUAAAAGUCAUCAAUUUUGCUUUUCAAAAUUGCAAAUAUCUGAGCUUCUGUUUUUAGUAGUCAAAGCAUGUAGCUUACUUUAAUAAUAAAUUCAAAUGUAACAUUGCAAUA